This is a messenger RNA of Carya illinoinensis, 1037 nucleotides long. RefSeq lists its product as uncharacterized. The record is from RefSeq and is a predicted model, not a curated record. The transcript has a single exon. NCBI's taxonomy places the organism in Eukaryota, Viridiplantae, Streptophyta, Magnoliopsida, Fagales, Juglandaceae. Bases 136 to 747 code for a protein of 203 amino acids.
UAUCCUGAAUGACAAUAUCGGAAAAAUUCGAUUGUUUUCCAACACUCCCCAACUUCAAAACCCUAUAAAUACAUAGCUCGAUUUAAGCCGGGUUUGCCAAAUUACACAGCUAAACACGUACGCACUGCAACAAAAAUGGCGGCAUCUUCUAGAAGAUCAUCAACAGGACCAGGUGCUCGAUACCUCUCACCUUCCGGAGGACUCCGUGGUUCUCACUCUCGGUCACACUAUUCUUCUUCCUCGUACUUCGCCUCUUCCUCCAGCUCGAAUUUCUCCUCCAGAUCCACCACCUUCUUCACCCGCUCCACUUCCCCGACCCGCGUCAACAUGUGCGGAACCUCUCCACCUGUCCCCUCCGUACGAUUCUCCUUGGACCGCUCUAUCUCCCCUAGCCGUUCCAUUUCCGUCUCGCCGAGCGGUAGCGGUGGCGGCAGCAACCAGAUCGUGAAGCGGCAGGGUCAGAAGCGGACCUGUAUGUGCUCGCCGACAACCCACCCGGGUUCGUUCAGGUGCAGCUUACACAAGGGAUACGGCUCGCAGUCGGCGGCGACGUACUCGCCGAACAGGCUGAACGCGCGGCGAUCGGCUAUGACGAACUCACUAGUGAGGAUCGGCGGAGUUGAAGGUGAUCUGAUGAAGCGAGCCUUAUCGGCAUUGAUUCGUCCCUCUUCGCACCAGCAGCGUAGGCGCGCCGACUUCCGGCCAAGGCCGAGCCGGCUUUCCGUCAUGUCAAAAGCCGAGGAGUGAUUAGUGUACGCUGUCCGGUAAACUCUCUGUUUGAGUAUUCCCGACGGCGACGGAGGCGUCGGAGUCGUUGGAUUUCAAAUUCUCGGAUAUAUCAGUUAACGGCGAACGGCUCGCGAUCUGAUCUGCUCGGAGAAGCCGGCGAUUCAGAAGGGACAUGGAUUUAUAAUUUUUUUGUGUAAUCCAGCGGCCGAAACUCGAUAUAGGGAGUAUGACACAUACACCUAUCUCAUCUGUAUAGAUAUAUAAAUAAUUAAUAUAUUAGUGAAUGCAAAUCAAUCGUUUCGACAAAA